AAGGAACCCAACGCAUGUUAGUCCCCAACACAUAUUUUUCAGACUCCCCCAAAGCGUCUUUCCUCUCCCGGAAAAAAAUUAAGUGACAAGUUGCUCCUCAAGAGUUCUCUCUGCCUGCACUUCUGAAUCACUGCUUGUUGGAAGCUUCCAGGAGCGCCGGCCCGGGAUGCGCGGAGGACGAAGGGAAGGUAGAAAUGCGGAUUUGCUUAGGCUGCCUGAACAGAAGUCUCUGUCUCCCCGCGCCCACGCCCCCGGAGAUGCAAGCCUGCCAGAAGGAUUUCUUUCCCAGCUCAACAGACAGCGCGAUGUUUCCCUUGUGCCGCCUCCUUUGCAUGCGCCAUUUUUGGGGCGAAUUAGGAAAAAACAACUUUAUCUCGUUACUCAAAAAGCGCGCGGGGAUCCCUCCCCAAAUACGAGGUUAUUGCAGUUGCGCCUAGGUUGGUUAAAGGCUUACGCCGCCUAUGGGCUUUUGCCUUUGCACAGAUAACGCCACCAGCCUAGAAAACGAAAACAGAUCGAGCACCAUACAGGCGAAAGUUCCUGUGGAAAUUGAAAGGCGCCAGAGACUAUGAUUUCCUAUGGGCUUCAAAUGAAAUAUGGCUUAUAUAUUAUAAAGAACAUGCACUCCUUUGUUUGUUGCUACCUUUUGUAGGGGGAUGACACGCUGGUCCUCAGUCAGCUAUGCUAAAAUCCUAGAUUUCUCCAUUGACUUCUAUGCGCUAUACACACUUCCUUCCUGGGAAAUUUUUUUAAAGAGCUUCAUAAAUGAAUCAGGAAAUGAAAAGACAACGAGCGGCUUCUCUCUCUGGACUUUCCUAUCUCUAUGCGAUCCAGGCGUUAUCAUGAUCAUAGAGUUGGAAUAUAGAACUAAGACGUGCAUGGCGCGCACGCGUGUGACCUGGGGACGACCCGGAUGAACGCGCCGUUGGUACGGCGGCUGAGUAGGUUCCGUCCCGCUGAGUUACGGGACGGGGAGCCUUGAGCACUGGCAACGUUACUCAGAGUUAAGUGCAGGCGCGCUCGCUUCCUCCUCAUUCGCAGAGGGAAUAGGGAGAGUCGUCGUGUUUCCAGGGCAACGGUCAGUUGCUGCUCUGCUGACCCUUGGACGCCUCGUUUUUAGGCAGCAGGAAGUGACCUAAGGUGGGAGAGAUCGUCGCUAAGUGGAGUCCUCCUCGGAGUUUGAUACAACUGCUGGAGGGGCUCGUUAUAAGCCUAGAAGAUGGCUUGGUGCUAGGAAAGAGGGCCAGCCUUCAGGACGGCCACCCUCCCGCGAAACGGGAGUUGCUGCGGUGCUGCUUGUUUCCAGAUUCGGCCCUAAGCGGGGACUGCUAUCAGCACCGCUGCGAAGGGGCGGGAGGGAAGGCUGUGCUCUUCCCCUUUGGACUGCUGUAGUUCCCCUGCAGUAGCAGUCGAGUAAACACCAUUUCUGUUGGCUAUACCUCACCCCCAUCCUUUGGAAACAAAGGUUGUUACCCCUGCUCCGAAUUCAGGGCUGGUGGUAGAGCGUUGGGCCCUCAGGCAAAGGAACGAAGCACUGGACCCAAGCAACAGGCAGGCCUUUUUACACAGAUAAAUAUUCAAGGUUUGCAGCAUCAGUGGAGUUUUCCCAUACCUGCUCUAAAGUUUGAUCAUAUUAGUAGGCUAAAGUACCUUUAUUGCCAUGAAACCUAUCAAGAGACGCAAUGAUAACAACCUUAUUGUCUGUGGGGCGCCUGCAGAGAAGCUUAGCAAACCAGCUAAUCCUCAACCCUGCCAGCCAACCCCCACAGCCAACCCCACCAGUCCAUCCCUUUUGAAAGCCUUGGAGGCAAUUGUAGAAGCUGGUCGACGUGGCUUGCUUGGUCCAACAGCCAUGACAGCCGUGACAGUCACCCCAGACUUGAAUCUGGAUGGGAACAAGGCAGUUUUUGCAACUGGUCAACGAGGCUUGUGUGGCCCAGCAGCAGCAAUCCCACCAAAGCUGAAUCUGGGAAGUAGUACGGCAGUUGUUGGAACUGGCCGACAAGGCUUGUAUGGCACAGCAGUGGCAGCUCCACCAAAGCUGAUUCUGGGAAGGAGCAAGGCAGUUGUGGAAGCUAGUAUACGUGACUUGCAUUGCCUAGCAGCAAGAGUGCCUCCAAAACUGGAUGUGGAAAGUAGCGAAACAGUUGUUGAAACAGGUCAAUAUGGCUUAGAUGACCCAGCAGCGGCAGUGCCACCAAAACUGAACAUGGGAAAUAAUAAUGCAGUUGUUAGGACUGGUCAGCGUAACCUGUAUGGCCCAGCUGUGGCAGUUCCAUCAAAGUUGAAUGUGGGAAGUAGCAAGGCAGUUGUGGAAACUGGUCAAAGUGGUUUGUAUGGUCCAGCAGCUGUGACAACACCUUCGAUCUCGUCACUCUUGCAUCCGGGAGGUAGUGAAGCAGUUGUAGAAACUGGUCUAUAUGGCUUGCGUGAGCCAGCAGCAGCUGUCCCACCAAAGCUGAAUCUGGGAAGUAGCAAGGCAGUUGUUGAAACUGGUCAACAUGGUUUGCAUAGUCCAACAGCCGUGACAACAGCAGCAGCUAUCCCACAGUGCUUGCAUCUGGGAGAUAAGGUGGUUGUUGAAACUGGUCAACAUGGUUUGCAUGGUCCAGCAGCCGUAGCAACAGCAGCUAUUCCAUCACUUCUUAAUCAGGGAGGUAGUAAGGCAGUUGUUGAAAUGAGUCAGAAUGCCUUUCGUGGUCCAGCGGCAGCUGUGGCAGUCUCGCCACUCUUGAAAAUGGGAGAUAGCAAGCCAGUUGUAGAAGUUGGUCGAUGUGGUUUGCUUGGUCUGGCACCAAUGGUACCAAUGACAAUCCCAACAGACUUCAACCUGGGAAGUAUCAACACAUUUAUAGAAGCCAGUCGGCGUGGCUUGCUUGGUCCAGCACCCAUGACAACAGUGACUGUCCCACCAAAGUUGGAUCUGGAAGGUAACAAGAUGGUUGUAAACGCUGCUCAGCCAGGCUGGCUUGGUCCAAUACCCAUGCCAGCAGUCAUGCCAAACUUCAUUCUGGGAGGUAACAAUGGAUUAGUCUUUCAGAAAGCCCCAAUUAUUUUCCAAAAUGUGAUCAAAGAGUUUCAAAGAAAGAAGAAAGAAAAAGAAGAACGAAUGAAAAAUAAAGUUGACAUCUCAACUUUCAGCUUUCGCUUGGAACAGGAAAAAGGUAAGCAAAAUGAAGGAAGCCCUGUCAUGACAAGGCUACAGUCCCAAACAGAUAAUCCCAAGGAGAAACCUCACAUUUCUGUUUUCCAUACUUCUAUUGGGAAAGUGGCCACAGAUGUUGAAAGCCUGCCGCCCCCAGAGGAAACCAGCCUGCCGCCCCCAGAGGAAACCAGCCUGCCGCCCCCAAAGGAAGUCUGGAUUUGUGGCAAUUCUGUGAUCUUGUCAUCAAAGGGAAGAGCCAGAAUUCAUCCUCAUGGAUUGCAGUUGGGCAUUCCAACUUCAACUGCACAUGUGUAUUGGCAUGGGAUAAAGGCAAUGAUGUGGGACCAGCUUGUGCCUCUUCUGCAUGAAAUUUAUGAUAUCCGAUCUUCUCCUUCUAUUAUAAUAAUUCACCUUGGGGAAAAUGAUCUGUUGCCUAACAACAGCUUUCCACUCAUUAUCAAGAUGAAAAAUGACUUGGGCAUUCUUAGAAGAGCAUUCCCAGAUGCUAUUAUAUGUUGGUCUGCACUGUUGCCAAGAUGUUUUUGGAAGAACGUCCAAAAACCUGAUCUUAUGGAAGAAGCUGUCGAGCAAGUUAACAGAGAAGUUGCAGAAUUUUGUAAGGAAAGUGGCAUACACCUUUUGACACAUGAUUUGAUUACUUCUGAUAAUCCAGACUUGUUCUUCUUGGGCACUAAUGACCUAUCUAAUGAGGGAGCUGAUAUCCUCACAGCAGACCUAAAGAAGGUUUUAGAGUACUUCUUGGGUGUUAAUGAAUACUGAAAUUACCAACCAGCUUCUUUCUGGAGAAUGAAUUUUUGAAGACUACUUGUGACAUCUUGUAUAUGUAUAGGUAUCUCAAAUUAUGGGAUGGAUGGAUGGAAAGAAGAUGUUGAAGAUACAUAGUUGUCAAAAAAAGAUAGGUCUAUUGUUGCUUGUCCAUCAUAUGUGUCCUGCAAGUUGUAUAGAUAGAUAAAUAAGGGUGGAGAUGGCUAUCUACCCAUACAAGUUGGUUGAUUUGUUUGUGGGUAAUCUGUAAUGAUGGGACCAUCUGAUGGCCAGUGGAAGAAGCUGGUCCAACUGAAUAUCAUGACAACUUCAGAUUAUGUUCUCAUUAUGAAUGAAACUGUUCAUUUUGAUGUCCCAGAGAAGUAUGUAAUUUAUAAGUUUUGAACCUGUGAAAAUGAACCUUGUACAGGAGAACCUCAGUAUUCACGGGGGUUCCAUUCUCUACUACUACUGUGGAUAUGGAUACUGGAACAUUGGGGCUCUGGAAAUCUGGGGGUUAGGUUUCCGGAGUUUGGGAAAAGUCCCAGAAAUGGGGUAAAAGGCCAUAGAAAUGCGGGCGGAAGUGGCCUACCAUUCUUUGCUGAUCUCCAGUAGUGUCCCUCAAUAGUGAAAAAUCUGCUGAAAAUCGUGGUUUUUCCCUGUUUGGUUUUUUUUUGGGGGGGGGGGGCAAGGUGCCAUAAAAUGGUUCCUGGUCUCAAAAUGGUGACCCACAGAUAUGCAGAUUUAACCCUUUGAAAACCUCCCCCACCCCCGGUAUAUAUAGAGGUCGGGUGUCUAUUACCUGACUUAGCUUCUGGAUCUGCAGAUAUCGAGGUUCUGCUGUAUCUGUGUAUCUGUUUCCUGCUUAGGUUGUGUGAACUAUGCUAGUUUUGAUUUUAAGGGGCACAGAUUCCAUGGCAUUUAAAAACAAUUAGCAGGUACAUAUUAAACAGUUUUUCACAUGUUAACUAAUUGUAUGUAAAAUUGGGUUGGCGGGGUGGGGAUGAUUGUCUAGGCUAUACUUAAAUAUAUUUCUGCAUAUGCAAGCCUUUCAGCAUUGUAUAUAAGCAAAGGGUGUAGCAGCAGGGCUCCCAGAUGUUUUCAUUGAUUCCCUGUUGCAAUCAAUAAAUUGCUUACUUCUAAUGUCUGUUGGAGUCUAUGGGCCUAUUUCAGAGUAAGCAUUUUAUGAGUUGCAGUUACAGUGUUUCUGUCACAAAUUAUCAGUAUUAUGCUGUGAAUUCUCUACAAGAGGUCAUCUGGAGCAACAGUUUGUUAUGACUCCUAAUGGUCAUUCUCUGGUGCAUGCAUCACUGAUAGCACCUAGAAACUUUGCCUUAAAGCAAUUUUAAUUUUUCUCUUUUGCCUACAAUUGCUAUUUGGAGUUCUAUUGUAAACUUGCCCACUGAAUUACCUUAACAGCCUUGGAAAGUGGAUAGUGCUGGAGCUUUUCCUGAAAGCUGUAUAUCUGAAUAAUAGGUAUAGGGAAAGUCUAUCUUAUGACAGUACGAUCUGCCCAGCAUCCAUAAUUUAUGACAAUUGAAGGCAACAGCUUUACCAGUUGUCCAUUAGAGAAAAUCCUACAUGCUGCAUAAUACUUCACAAAGUAGUGAGCUAACUUUCAAGUUUCCAGGCUGAAUGUUUAAAAAAAAUAAAAGUGGGGAGGGGGAGGCAGGAUGAGAAGAGAAGGUGGAGCUGGUAAAGGGGAUUCAGGAAGCUGUUUGUUUGCAGACUAACAUAAGCUACAACCUAUACAUACUUAAACCCUGUUGAACUCGGUCAGUUUUUUUCUAGUAAAUGUGCAUUUAUGCCAAGUGCAAAAGAUGUCAAGUUGCACCAGAAUGUAUUGUGACAAAGAAGCAAUAGCCACUGUACCUUCUGAAAAUGCAAAAGCCACUAGUUAACUGGGUCAGUCUCAUUUCAAUGAAACUGCUAAUGACUAGCUUUUGUAUUGUCAAAAGGAGAGUGGCUGUUGAGUCCUUGUCCCAGUGCAGUUUGGUGCAACCUAGAAUCUCUUGCCAAGCGAAAGGUAGCUUCAUUAAUUUACACAGAGCUUCCUGGAUCACCACUUAAGGCUGUCACAUAUUUGAGAUGGGGCUUCUACUGUGUGCUUUUCCAGCAAUUUCUCUCUCUCUUAUUUCCUCCCCCCAACUCUUUUUGUUUAACAUCCAAUCUGAGGAAAAAUUAUAUGAAACUUGCAAACUAGCUCACUAACUUUUAGUUGAUUGGGUAAAAAGCUAGUGUUCCUGUUUCUAUCAUUAAUAGUAAUUAUUAUCAAAAGGGAUUGCAGGCAAUCUCUUUCUUUUUAUGUUGCUUGAAUGAAUAAUAAUCCAUGAGAUGUUUCUCAAUGUUCUCUUUUUUCCACUGCUAUUUUAUUUAUCAAUUUACACUUAUCCUUCACUUUAGAGGAGUCAAGAUAACGUUGUAUCUUGUAUAAUGACCAAAGAACUUAUACAUUAGUUUGGUAGGAGUUUGGCCUUAGCUUGCAUAUGAUUCUAUCUAUAUAGAAGUCAAACAUGGAAAAAUAUGAACUUCCAUGUAUGGGUUCAAUAAAAGGGUAAGAAGCAGUAUUGUGCACACCAUCUACGUGGAUUUAGGAAAAUAGACUCCUCCACUUGUAGAUGAUUGCCUGAAAGUUUUGUAAUUAUCCAAGCCAGGAGGGGGAAAUGGGCACAAGUUUGGCAGUCUGGAAUGUUAACUAUUUUUUUAGUUGGAAUUUAAUUGAAAAUAUUGUAAUAAAAUGUGGUUUUUACUUUA
Hemicordylus capensis (graceful crag lizard) is the source of this 6664-nucleotide messenger RNA. RefSeq lists its product as uncharacterized. The transcript is spliced from 2 exons. NCBI's taxonomy places the organism in Eukaryota, Metazoa, Chordata, Lepidosauria, Squamata, Cordylidae. The record is from RefSeq and is a predicted model, not a curated record. The coding region runs from base 1661 to 3925 and encodes 754 amino acids.